This is a messenger RNA of Puntigrus tetrazona (Sumatra barb), 1539 nucleotides long. RefSeq names its product peptidylprolyl isomerase (cyclophilin)-like 6 (gene ppil6). Lineage: Eukaryota; Metazoa; Chordata; Actinopteri; Cypriniformes; Cyprinidae. Gene Ontology annotation, molecular function: peptidyl-prolyl cis-trans isomerase activity. Gene Ontology annotation, biological process: protein peptidyl-prolyl isomerization. The record is from RefSeq and is a predicted model, not a curated record. Bases 33 to 914 code for a protein of 293 amino acids. The transcript is spliced from 8 exons.
CUCGGUUACCCUGACAACGAGACACACACAACAUGGCAUCCACUGUACAUUUAGAGAUCGUCGGUCUUCUAAAUAAACACAACUUUCAAAUAGCCAAAAGCAUUGUCGAGGGACUGAAAAAUAAAUUCUCGGAGUCAUUUGAUGAUCCAACUAUUCGGCCGUUGCUGGAAUGCGACUGGCACGAAUAUUUAUCGAAUAAAAAGAGGGAGCUGAAAGGGGAGGUUUGGCAGUACAGCGGCUGUCUAAUGGCCUUCGCAAACGGUCAGUUGAUCGGGGAUGAAAGGAAACUGUCCAGCUGGGCAGAGAAAGAGUGGAAGUUUUCUUUCCAUCGACCUCAGGCGCUUUAUAAAGCCCUGGCUGAGGAGUAUUACACCAGCAACCUGAGAAGCAGAGGGCAUAUUUUUGUUUAUAUGGAUAUUGAAAGCGGUGGAGAGACAUUUGGCAGACUGUUGUUUGAGCUGUUCUCAGACUUGUGUCCAAAGACGUGUAGGAACUUUAAAGCCUUGUGCACUGGAGAGGCAGGUUUGUCCGAGAGUAAUCUUGAGUUGAGCUAUAAAGGCUCAAUUUUCCACAGAGUUGUCCCAAAUGGCUGGCUGCAAGGUGGAGAUAUUUCGCCUGAAAGGAAAGGCACUGGGGGGGAGUCUAUCUAUGGCCCAAUAUUUCAGGAUGAGAAUUUUGUGGUAACCCACAACAAGCGUGGCAUUCUGGGAAUGGCUAAUCGAGGUGCUCAUAGCAACGGCUCUCAAUUCUACAUCACACUGGAGCCAGCCUCCUGGAUGGACCACAAAUAUGUCGCUUUUGGGCAACUUGUUGAGGGCACAGAGGUUCUGAAGAGACUAGAGGCAUUGCCGACCUACAAUGAGAGACCCAAACAGGACUGCAAAAUAUCAGCAUGUGGAGUAUUUGAGCCCUGAGUAAUCCCACACCGGCUAUAGAUCAAGACAGCGAUACAAGAAGCAUUUUAAUAACCAUUUCAUUAUAUGUAGAAAUACUUUUAUGCUUUUCUAUGUAAAGGUUAAAAAUAAAGGCAAUAAACACCUCAAUUUAUACACCGCCUGUACUGCUCUUUUUGAGGCACCAUCAUGGCAAUUGGAUGUCAGCAUCCUGUUAUGCUGCCUUUUUGGAUUUGGUUCCCUUGAUACAGCGGUUUAUAAAAGAGCCAAAAUGCUGUCCAGAGUAUGAAAUAGAAGAGUUUAGGAUUACUGGAGAGGAUUUUACAGAAGAGAGACAUUUUUAGAAAUCACCUGAAUCUGAAGAACAAUUAAUGCCUUCAGACCUGUAUGUUUUGGAUAUUAGACGUCUACAGAGUAAACCUGGAGAACAUUAAAUACAUUCAAAUACAGUAGUCAAAGCUGUAUUUGGAUCAAAGCCUUUCACCAAAAUGAGUUAUUGUCUUAGGAUAACGUUGAUCAACUUUUUAAUACUUCAAAUGGUGACUACUGUAGAUGUAACUUGCUACCUGAAGAAAAUAAUUUGAUCUCAAAAUAAUAAAAUGUAAUUCCAUUCAUGUAUUUGUCUUAUAAGUGGGCUGUCGGUCAU